Rhizoctonia solani is the source of this 354-nucleotide messenger RNA. RefSeq names its product phenolic acid decarboxylase. The transcript has 4 exons. The record is from RefSeq and is a predicted model, not a curated record. Bases 1 to 354 code for a protein of 117 amino acids. Lineage: Eukaryota; Fungi; Basidiomycota; Agaricomycetes; Cantharellales; Ceratobasidiaceae. Gene Ontology annotation, molecular function: carboxy-lyase activity.
AUGGCAGGAAGGUUCAACUACCAGCAUUGCCAUAUUCAGGAAGUGCGAGAGGACGAAAUAUUUCAAAUCAGCUGGGUUGAGGAAACCGAUACAAUAGUAUCUCUGAUUGUCGACCUACCUCACAAACGUCUGACAACAUUUAUGGCCUUUUCAUAUGGUCACUGGAGCUUUCCAGAGCAAGCCCAUGGUAAUAAGCGGAGCGUGCAAGACCUAGAAAGAUGGCGGGGGUUGGCAACCCGGGAGGCAGGGUUGCCAAUGAAGCGGCAUAUCAUUCCUGAACAGGCAACUAUCGAUAGGAUCUUUGAAGGUCAAGGUGACUUAGAGGAUAUAGAUAACAAUGAUAUUACUCUGUAA